Gasterosteus aculeatus aculeatus (three-spined stickleback) is the source of this 2035-nucleotide messenger RNA. RefSeq names its product tnfrsf1a-associated via death domain (gene tradd). NCBI's taxonomy places the organism in Eukaryota, Metazoa, Chordata, Actinopteri, Perciformes, Gasterosteidae. Gene Ontology annotation, molecular function: transmembrane receptor protein tyrosine kinase adaptor activity. Gene Ontology annotation, cellular component: tumor necrosis factor receptor superfamily complex. The record is from RefSeq and is a predicted model, not a curated record. Gene Ontology annotation, biological process: extrinsic apoptotic signaling pathway; positive regulation of canonical NF-kappaB signal transduction.
CUUUUUGGGAGCUAUUUUGAGUUGAGCACCACACCAGUUACUUUUGAAAAUGUAAACCGUUUUCAAAUUCGGCAGCUGAGUCUUUCAGUCAGAUUAGAUUAGAUCAGAUUGGAGUUCUUUUUAGUAUUAAUUUAAUGAAAACUACAAAUUUAAGAUUUUGGUUGAAUUGGCCAGCAGACAUCAGCUGAAUAGUUUUGUAAAGUAAAGUAUUUGAUAAAGUUUAUUACGUUUUCUGUGUUUUUGCUAUUUGCUACUUUUGUCACAUGCUAUGUGUUGCCUUGUUAUGUUGUUUUAGCAGCUGAUUUGCAGCUGUAAACGCAAACAACCAAUAACAAGUCGUCAUAUUAUUACUGAUACUCAAACUUGACCAAAGUCUGUCCCUAUCUGCUACUUCCCUGAUGUCUCAUUUCAUUACUUUAACUCAUCAGUUGAGGUUUAUAUCAUAGUCAUAACGUAAUGAAACGUUUUAGCCUACAUUUCAUUUCUACUUUGAAAAAAAGAAAACCUCACUUCCUUUCCGUCAUGAUUUUCUGCCCGCAGGCUGCGUGUCGACUUCCACCAAUCAGAACGUUCUUCCAUCCAUUCUCAGCCAAUGGGAGGCCAGCAGGUUAUGACGGCGUCAGUGGGUGUGACCCCGCAGGAGGAAGCGUCAAGCCACCGAACAAUAUAACAAAGUUUUAAGAUGAUGGCCUACAAGACUGUGGACGGUGGGCCGUGGACAGGAUGUGCCGUCCUGUUCCUGCGCUCCCUCUGUCCUGGUGUGAACCUGCUCUCCCUCUUCAAAGACAGAGAACAGGGAAAGUUCGUCGUCUUUAAAGUCAUCAAGCUGACCCUCACAGAUUCUGCCGGAGGUCUGGGUGGUCACGAGAUACUCAAGAUCCAUGACGCCGACCCGUUUCUGGGGGUGGAGGUGAAGUUCAACGACAUGUUGGCGUGUCGGCAGUUCCUGGAGAGCUACAGCUCAGGGGCGGUGCGUCAGUCCCUCUCUCAACACGCCGGGCGACUUCUCACACUUCCCCAGGAGUUCACCGUGGAAACUCAGCUCAAGGCCAGCGCACACAUCCUGGACCUCUGUCUGGACCAGCUGGAGCUCUGCCUGCAGCACGUCCACCUGUCGCAGCCCGAGCGCCUGCGCGAUGAGGAGAUUGAACAUCUGGAGAAGCAGCUGGAGAUUCAGGCCCGCGGCUCUGAACCUCAGCCUGACCCCCCCACACAGGAAGAGUGUCCCGUCCCCAGCCACUGCUUCAAGUUUCAGAAUAAAGUGUUUGAGGACCGAAUGCUGACGGGGGGAGACGUUCAGAGCUUUUCUAGCGGCGUGGGCCGUCAGUGGAAGCACGUAGGGAGGGCCCUGGCUAAGAGCUGCCAGGCUCUGAAGGGUCCGGCCAUAGACAACCUGGCCUACGAGUACGAGAGAGAAGGGCUGUACGAGCAAGCCUAUCAGCUGCUCAGCCGCUUUAUCCAGGCAGAGGGGAGGGCGGCCAAGCUGAGCCGGCUGGUCAAAGCGCUGGAGGACUGCAAACUCACCAGCCUGGCUGAAAGUAUUCUGGAGAUUCAGCCACGAGAGUGACGGGUCGUUCUCCGGUUCAGCAUGUACGAGUUUUUAAAAAACUGAGGGGUAACGGAUCCUCUCAGCAUGAGGAUGGUUGACAUUGUCCUUCCUGGUUAUAAUAUACAGUACGUUAUUGAUUGAUUGUCUGUCAGUCAAAACCAUUCCUGUGUAUGUGAGAACACAUUAGAGCACAUCUGUGUAAAUCCAUUGAUAUCAUGAUUUGCUUUUCAAUUAUUAGUGGUAUUGUUUCAUUUAGAGGAAAUGAUCUGUUAUCACUGUUUAAUGGCCAUACUGUCUUGAGUUGCACUGUUCAAACUUUGGUCGUGCUUGCUGAAAUAUUUUAGAGAGGAAACCUUCAACCAUCAAAGGUUAUUCUUUCUUUUCUAAAAAAAUGGGUGCAUACAAAUUAAAUGGUUGUAUACAAAAAGUCAUGUUUGUGUUCAAUACAUUAGUGUAAUUAAAUCUGAAAACGUAAUUUUGUCAAAA